UCCAGGAGGGGAUGGAGCAACGCUUUUACGUAAUGAAGUUCGCACAGAUGGAACGCAAAUUGCCCAACAAGACACACUUCAACACAUUGAUGGAGGGAGAGGUUAUGUUUAUGCUUCAUCGUCCCAUACACAAAACGGAUCAAGUAGUAGUUCAAGAAUAACUUCGAGAAUUCGUUUCGGGAAUAAUGCAAGGCAUGAGAAAAAAUGAGAAGUGAAGGGAGAAAAUGAGGAAUGAAAAAAUGAGGAAUGAAGGAUUUAUAAUUAUAAAAUGAUAAAAAAUUGAAG
This is a messenger RNA of Meloidogyne enterolobii, 285 nucleotides long. Lineage: Eukaryota; Metazoa; Nematoda; Chromadorea; Rhabditida; Meloidogynidae. The record is from the annotation of a GenBank genome assembly.